UGGCGGCGGGCCGGGGGCAGGGCGGGCCGGAGCGCCUCGCGGGAGCGGCCGGGCCCCCAGCGCCGCCGGAGGGCAGGCUGGCCGGGUGCCCCGGGCCUGGAGAAGCCAGCCCUCCUGGCAACAGGUAGAGGCUGGAGGGAGGCACCCGGAGCCGCUAGCGGAGGGCCCGAGCCGCCGGCGCCCCUUUGUUGGGGAGGAGAGUCUCCCCCCCAGCCCCCCCCCCCGCCCCCGCCGCCCCGGCCUGGCGGCGGGCCCGCGGCCAGGGUAGGAGGGAGACGGGGGGUCGUGCCGACUUUUUCUCGGGCUGGUCCUCAGUGCCCGCUCCGGGAGGGAGGUCAGAGCGUCCAUGUGCUUAACGGGAAACAGGAAGGAGUGGCUCUUGCGUCUGCCCCGGCCCCCCAAGGCUAAGGCUCCUAUACCGUUAUGGGGUGUGUGUGGCAGGGGUGGGGAGGGGGGAAGCUGCCGGUGAAACUGGUUUUCUGGGCCACAGCUUGUUAAUUACCGGCCUGGAGGCUCUCUGGCAAGUAGGUUAAUGGCAGGUGUGUGGCGCUAAUCUUUGGCCUGAGCUUGGGGGUUUCUCUCUCUCCCCAAGCCAGGCCCCUGGCAUCAAAACCUGGGCUUCAGUCACUUGAGUUGCUAGCCCCAGUAGUCAGGGGGACUCUGGGGACCCUGAGAAAUGGAGGAGGGAGCUGAGUCUGGGAAGGCCUCCAGCAGGCGGUCACCGGGCAUCGGUGCUGAAAGGGUCGCUGCCCCCGUACCAAAGUCCAGAUCACCUAAUCUAAAUGUGGGUGGCCAGCUGCACUUGUGGUGGGGCUCUAGGGAUAAGGACUUGUCUGCAGCUUUGUGUCUCCGGGCCUGGCCUUAAUCAUAAAGUGAUCUGCACACACUCUCUGUUCUAAACAGAGUUCCUUGUCUCCCUUGGCACCCUACAGUCCACUCCCUUCACUGGGGCCUUUGCACGGCUUUCCCCCUGGGAGGGCCGGCCUCCUCUCUCCCCUGUCACUGGCCACAGGCCACUGAUUCUUUACAGCACUGCCCGGCUCAGCCUCUUCAACCUGCCUGCCUCUCCCUGCCCCUGGAGGCUGUAGUCACAUGCAGUAUUUGGGUGUGUUGGGGCCUCUAGCGGGGCAGCUUAGACAAGCUAAAUUUGGGGACCGACACUGCGGCCUGGAACAAUGACACACCUCCUGUUGGCUUCAUCUAGUUCCUGAGGUGCUGUUGCUGCCUGAAAAGAGACUUUUCAACUGGAAGACCAUUUGGGUCCUCCCGCUUUUUUGUAGUCCCUCAAGCCUGUGGGACCCUGUGUUUGUCACUCUCUCCUUUGCUGAUCCUGUUUUCCUCAAUCAUAUCUCCAAACUCUAAGAGCCAGAGAGACUUUUCACCUUGAGUCGGACAUCCCUUCCCCACCAACUCCAACUUCUGCCCUCUAAGCGUUCUGGGUUUACAAGCCCCCAUGGGUACCCUCUGCCCCUUUUCAUCCAUCUCUGAGUGUGUGGGAGGGGUCAGUCAGAGUUGGGGUAAAGGGUGGGGGUGGGGCAGAGCCCUGUUCAAGUUCCUGGUAAUCCAAUGCCCAUGAAAUCCCUGCUCUGCUGGCCCCUUUCCAGCCUGUGCCUCAGAAAGUGGCAUCUGUGUCUCUGAGGCAGGUGUGUAUGUGUGUGUGCGUGUGUAUAUGUGUGUAUGUAUGUGAGAGACACACACAGAUGCAUACACACACUAUCAUCUCUUCAUGUGUGUGUCAGGAGUAAAUUCUGUGAGUGGAAAAACAUCUGUAGGUGUGAUUUCUCCAGCAGAAAAUCAAGUAUCUACCCUGAGGGCCAACUUGCUGGAAAAGCAGGGUUGUCUCCCUAGGCCAAGUAGAUAUCCUGCCUUCUUGGCUUGAUGUGCUGGUGCCAAGAAGCCACCAGGGCUGCCUCUGGGAGCAGACUUGUUGCUUCUGUGGGGGUGUGUAAGCAGGGUGCUAGGGAGCCCCUGUUGUUCACCAACACCCCCCCCCCCCCCCCCCCUGUGUUGAGUCAGAAGUCCUGACCCUGCUGAAUCUGGUGCUUCUCCCUGCUGGGCUAGGCCCAGGGUGGGGAAGGGUGGGCAGGGAGGGGGUAGCAUUCCUCUGCUAAUGGAAGUCCUAGGCUGGGCCGCAAGGGAGGGCUGUGGUCACAGAAAGACUGAAAGCCAAGUGUGAGAGAGCCCCCAUGAAUCUGCAUCUCUGAGCUCCUGACACACCAUAUUCUUUGGCUUUCCCUGUUUGGGAUGGGAAGGGGAUGAGUGCUAUCUUGUCCUGGGGUUGAGAUAGUUGCACUAUCCUGGUGAUUGCCCUUGACCACUCUCUGACACUUUUUCUGCCAGCUUCCCCAGCUUCUCACUUUCUUUGGAGGGAUAGACUGGCAGAAGACAUUCCUGGACCCCAGGAGUCAGGGAGAGGGGCCCCACUCCUACCCUCUGGGACCCCAGCCGGCCUUCUGAAUCUUUAAUCCUCAAAAUGUCCCUGACAAGAGAAACUUCCUGCCAGUUUUCACUGACCAGUGUAGGGAUGGGGCCCAAUCUCCAGGCCUGUCUGUACCUUUGGCUUUAGAUCUCAGUGAAUGACAAGUUGGGCUCUAAGAGACAGCAGUCAGGGGACAUGUCAGGUGUACUUCCCUACCUCCAAUCUAGCUAAGCUAAGAAUGUGGAAAGGAGGAUCCAGAGAUGUGCUAGCACAUCUAGGCCUUUUACCUUGCCCCCUCUCCAUUAAAUUUUCUCUAUCUUUUCUCCAGGAUAAAAGUGUGUCGUACACAUGGUCGUGUGGGUAAAGUUCCACUGUGGAUAAUUAUGUUUAAUUUUGUUCAGUUCAAAAAGGUUCCAUCUCUUUAACUGAUUAAAUAUUUAUUCUGGCUAAGGUGGAGGGGGAAGGGGCAAUGAAUGCCCUCAGGAGCUGAGGCCUGGAGAGAGAGAGAGAGAGAGAGAGAGAAUGUGUGUGUGUGUGUGUGUGUGUGUGUGUGUGUGUGUGUGAGAGAGAGAGAGAGAGAGAGAGAGAGAGAGAUUGGGGGAAGGUGAAGCUGAAGCUCCUUUAUUGUCAGUGCUGACCUCUGAUUUCAUCUGAGAGCAGUGACCAGGAGUGGGGACAAGAGGGUAAAGUCCUUGAGCUGGAAUAAUGACCCGUGACAGGCUGAGAGGGAUUUCGCAAGUGCUUCUGUGGUGGGUGUGGGCGGAGCUGUUGGAAGAGCAGCCGGAGGACCAGCCCAGCUCAGCUGAGAUCUGAUCAGCCUUCAGCCAGUGGCACCAACUGGUGUCCAAUUCACAGUGGAGAACAAUCUCCCCACUCUCUUCCCUCCCUGGGUGGGAGGAGACCACCUUCCUUCUGUGUCAGCGCUUCAAUCCAAGGCCAGCCUGAAUACCACCACCUCUCUUCCCUCCUGGGAGGAUGAGGACUGGGAGCCUGGAAACUUCUGCCCUUGCCAUCCUGCUGGCGUUCAUUGCUGAGUCCCAGGACUGCCAGGAUGCUCCAGACCCUGUAUGACUACUUCUGGUGGGAACGGCUGUGGCUGCCUGUGAACUUAACCUGGGCUGAUCUAGAAGACCGGGAUGGACGUGUCUAUGCCAAAGCCUCAGACCUCUACAUCACACUACCCCUGGCCUUGCUCUUCCUCAUCGUUCGAUACUUCUUUGAGCUUUACGUGGCCACCCCACUGGCUGCCCUCCUGAACAUAAAGGAGAAAACUCGGCUGCGGGCACCUCCCAACCCCACCUUGGAGCAUUUCUACCUGACCAGUGGCAAGCAGCCCAAACAGGCAGAGGUAGAGCUCCUGUCACGGCAGAGCGGGCUCUCUGGCCGCCAGGUAGAGCGCUGGUUCCGGCGCCGCCGCAACCAGGACCGGCCCAGUCUCCUCAAGAAGUUCCGAGAAGCCAGCUGGAGAUUCACCUUUUAUCUGAUCGCUUUCAUUGCUGGCAUGGCCGUCAUUGUGGAUAAACCCUGGUUCUAUGACAUGAAGAAGGUUUGGGAGGGAUAUCCCAUACAGAGCACCAUCCCUUCCCAGUAUUGGUACUACAUGAUUGAACUUUCUUUCUACUGGUCCCUGCUCUUCAGCAUUGCCUCUGAUGUCAAGCGUAAGGAUUUCAAGGAACAGAUCAUCCACCACGUGGCUACCAUCAUCCUCAUCAGCUUCUCCUGGUUUGCCAAUUACAUCCGAGCAGGGACUCUGAUCAUGGCUCUUCAUGACUCUUCUGACUACCUGCUAGAGUCGGCCAAGAUGUUUAACUAUGCGGGAUGGAAAAACACCUGCAACAACAUCUUCAUCGUCUUCGCCAUUGUCUUCAUCAUCACCCGACUGGUCAUCCUGCCCUUCUGGAUCUUGCACUGCACCGUGGUGUACCCACUGGAGCUCUACCCCGCCUUCUUUGGCUACUACUUCUUUAAUUCCAUGAUGGGAGUGCUACAGUUGCUACAUGUCUUCUGGGCUUACUUCAUUCUGCGCAUGGCCCACAAGUUCAUAACUGGAAAGCUGGUAGAAGAUGAACGCAGUGACCCGGAAGAAACCGAGAGCUCAGAGGGGGAGGAGGCUAUAGCAGGGGGAGGAGCAAAGAGCCGGCCACUAGCCAACGGCCACCCUGUGGUCAGUAACAACCAUCGUAAGAAUGACUGAACCAUUGUCCCUGCUGCCCCUCAGAUUAAUGCGUAAAGCCAAGGAACUAGUCCCUCCUCCCCACAGGGCCACUUUGAGCCCUGGGGGCUGGGGAGGGGGCUGGGAAGCAGAAAGCAAGGAGAAAGUUCUUCUGUGUCCCAGCCCCCGGCUUCUUUGUCACCCAGUUGCCUUUAAACCAAAUUCGAACCAGCCAAUCCCCAGAUAGAGGGGAGGCUGGUACAUCCUUUGUUAGAGGGGGACGGACUUCUUUUCCUCUCUUUUUUUCAAGAUGUACUGUUGUUUUUGAGGCCCUUCCUCAGCUCUGGGGGUGGGGGUUACAACUCACAUUCCUUAUUCUUCAGAAUUUGGCCCCAGCUGUUUGCCUCUGACCCCCUGACCUCCAGAGCCAGGGUCGUGCCUUACUGUGCCACCUGUGGGCCUCAUUCUGCCAAAGAUGGACCAAGGCUCACCUUUCUAGGCUCCCUAACGUGGGCCAGAAACCAAAGCUGAGCUUUUACUUUUUUCCCUCCAAAGACACAAAUGAAUUGAGUGUAGGAGGGUACAUAUGACCCCUGCCCUACCUCUGCCAAAAAGGAGGAGCCACACUGGGACUGUUCGGCCGGUCUAUGUGUCACUUCUCUGCCAGCUCUCUCUAAUCACAGGUCCAAGAUCUUACUGCCUCCUUUCUCUGGCCUCUUUCCCUAGGCUAGCUGGUUUGGAAUAGAAUGGCAACUAGUUCUAAUUUUUAUUUAUUAAACAUUCGGUGUUUUGGUUUUCAAGCCAGAAUUACAGCUAGCACCUGGCAUUUGAGCAGAGGGACCACUUCAGACCAAAAUGUACUGUUAAUGGUGUUUUUUUUUUUUUUUUAAUUAAAAUAUAUUAAAGAUGAAAACAUGGCAACAAGUGUCUGAGACUAGCAGGAACUGCGAAGGGGGAUCAACUAAAUAAACUAAGGUAGUCUUCCUCAUG
Molecule: messenger RNA, 5561 nt
Organism: Prionailurus viverrinus (fishing cat)
Lineage: Eukaryota; Metazoa; Chordata; Mammalia; Carnivora; Felidae
Gene: CERS2
Product: ceramide synthase 2
Exons: 11
Coding region: 3471-4613 (380 amino acids)
Biological process (GO): ceramide biosynthetic process
Cellular component (GO): membrane
Molecular function (GO): sphingosine N-acyltransferase activity; DNA binding
Source: RefSeq, a predicted model, not a curated record